Molecule: messenger RNA, 1226 nt
Organism: Grus americana (Whooping crane)
Lineage: Eukaryota; Metazoa; Chordata; Aves; Gruiformes; Gruidae
Product: T-cell activation Rho GTPase-activating protein-like
Exons: 6
Coding region: 9-668 (219 amino acids)
Biological process (GO): signal transduction
Molecular function (GO): GTPase activator activity
Source: RefSeq, a predicted model, not a curated record
CCAGCAGGAUGACCUCCAGCAACCUGGCCAUCUGCGUCGGGCCAAGCCUGCUGAGCCCACCCAACGAGGACCUGCUCCCGCUGGAGGCCAUGCUGGAGGUGACUGAGAAGGUGAAACGGCUGGUGCAGUUCAUGAUGGAGAACUGCAGGGAACUCUUUGGGGAGGAGGCAAGGGAGCUUUCCAGCCCGCCAGCCGAGGAGUCGCCAGCCCCCACGGAGAGAUCCAGAGAGCUGCGUUUGGAGGAGCAAAGUGUCCCCGCAGUCACAGCGGACACCGAGCGUCAGGCAGCAGCCUUGCCGCGUGCACCCCGCUCUCUGCUCGGUGUCCUCAGAGGAGCUGGGGGAGACACGGUGCUGGAGGCUGAAACGGCAGAGGCACCUCCAGCUUUGCCUCCAGCUGCCCCCGAGAGCGCGGCAGACUCCCUGGGGCGCCCAGAAGCACUGGCGAGCCUUCCAGGGGACAGAAGGUUUGCAGGCUCUCCCUGGGACAAGGAGAACACGAGCAGAAACGAGAAGAGAAAAGAGGCCUGGGGAGAGGAGAGCAAAGGCCAGCCAGCAAAGAAGAGGAGGAAGAAGAGAGGAAACGUUUUGGGGCAUGGAAAGCAGAAAAGGUGCGGGAAGGCGCAGCAGGUCAGGAAGCCCAGGUGCAGAUUCAUUUUCACCGGCUGAACCGCUGUGACUCCUGGCCCCCCCGAGCUGACGUCCACAAUAAAAUGAUCUCUUCUCCCUCCUGACUGUGUCUGCCAUAGGCUGUUGUGGAGUGGGGAGCUGUUGUUUUGUGCUGAGUCCUCGGGGGGGAGGAGCUUGGGAUCGUCCCUUGUCCCAGCAUCCUUUCCAGCGGGCGUCAGGGCUGAGCUGAGGCGCUUUAGGAGCAAAAGCAAAGCACCGAGUCACGCAGGAGGGCGGAGGUUGGAAGGGACCUGUGGAGGUCCUCUGGCCCGACACCUGCUGAAGCAGGCUGGCCUAGAGCACGUUGCCCAGGACAUGGUCCUGGUGAGUUUUGGGUAUCUCCUAGGAGCAGCGCCAUGAGGGCAGAGCGAGGGCAAGACGUAGGCAGGGCACGGCGGCCAGGAAGGGCUAAAGGUCCCUAUGCAGCCACCGUCACCCGCAGCUUGCUGUCCCCUGCAGCCAUCCUCCCUGCAUGCUGACCGUCGGGCAGUUUCCUCAGACCCCCCCCCGCACGGAUGGCACUGGUAGAGAUUAACUUCCACGCUGGGCGCCCUAAAU